CACAUCCUGGAGAGAUAAUCCCUGCAGGCUGACAGCUUUCUCCUAUAUAUAUAAGGGAAUGACCAGAGCACCUCUCAGAGUUCAGUCACUUUCAAAGUCUGCUGAAGGAAGAGGAGCUUUAGAGAGAAGCUCCUUCAGCUAUCUCUGUCAUUUCAAAGACUGAGUGGCGAGAAGUCUCAAGAGGAUGAUGGCAGGGAUAAAAAUUCAGCUGGUGUGCAUGCUUCUCCUGGCGUUCAGCUCCUGGAGUCUGUGCUCAGAUUCAGAAGAGGAAAUGAAAGCAUUAGAAGCAGAUUUAUUGACCAAUAUGCAUACAUCAAAGACAAGUAAAGCAAGUGGUGUCUCCUGGAAAAUGACCCUGCUAAAUGUUUGCAGCCUCAUAAAUAAUCUGAACAGCCAAGCUGAGGAAACAGGAGAGUUUCGUGAAGAGGAACUCAGUAUAAGAAGGAAAUUUCCUGUUGCCAUAGAUGACUUUAGCUUGGAAGCAAUGUUGACAAUAUAUCAGGUCCAAAAAAUCUGUCACAGCAGGGCAUUUCAACGCUGGGAGGCCACCCAGGAAGAUCUUCUUGAUGCUGGAAAUGAUAAAAAUGAAAAGGAGGAAGUUAUUAAGAGAAAAAUCCCUUACAUUUUAAAACGCCAGCUAUAUGAGAAUAAACCCAGAAGGCCCUAUAUACUUAAAAGAGGUUCUUACUACUACUGAGAAGAUAUUUGUGAUCCAGAAUACUUUAAUUAAGCUUCAAAUUAUGUUUGUUUGAAAAUGUGACAGAACAAUUAUUUUGUCUCUUCUACAGCUGUGGUUUAUUGCAUAAUUUCUUUUCUGUGUGAAUAUAAAUUGAGCUAAAUGUUUUCAAAUAAAUAGAUUUUGAGCAUGAUGUGUUGUGUACAUUUGAGUAGAUAUUAAGUCAUAGUGAGAAUAUUUUAUAAUUUUGAAGAGUUAAUGGGCUGUAUAGACUAUAAAAAUUCUGAUUUUUUAAACCAAAUGAGAAGAAAUUAUGACCAAAAAAGUCCUAUUGCAAAGUGCGUUCUAUAAUAUAGCUAGCUAAAAAAAAAAGUUUCUUAAUAGGUUUCUGACAGUCUUAAUUAUUUGAUUGAAUGCUUUAUUAUUUUUUUCCAAUACUCACUCAUGAAAUCUUCUGGAAAUGGGGAGGCUCAUAGUGGUAAAAUAGAAUCAUUUUAACAUAAAUGAAUUAGCUUGAAUUAGCUAUUGUUAAUUGUGCCUGUCUUAAUGAAUGAUGACUGAUUGUCUUUUUCUGUUAAAUGAAAUUAGUAGCUAAUAAAAGUCAAUAAGCUCCCAGAAACAAGUUUUGUUGCAGGUUUA
Sorex araneus (European shrew) is the source of this 1315-nucleotide messenger RNA. It is a transcript of the gene NTS, whose product is annotated as neurotensin. Bases 185 to 697 code for a protein of 170 amino acids. Gene Ontology annotation, cellular component: axon terminus; extracellular region. The transcript is spliced from 4 exons. NCBI's taxonomy places the organism in Eukaryota, Metazoa, Chordata, Mammalia, Eulipotyphla, Soricidae. Gene Ontology annotation, molecular function: neuropeptide hormone activity. The record is from RefSeq and is a predicted model, not a curated record.